GCGCCCGGCGCUCACGCCUCCCCCUCAGCCGGGCUGCGCGCGGCGGAGCAGCGGUAGCACCAUGGAGGCCGUUCCACAGCCCCAGCCCCGGCCCGGCGGGGCCGCCGCCGCCGCCGCCCCCCCGCUGCCGCUGCCACCGCCACCACCACCCCCGCCAGAGCAGGAGCGGAAGCUGGAGCAGGAGAAGCUGUCGGGGGUGGUGAAGAGCGUCCACCGGCGGCUGCGCAAGAAAUACCGGGAAGUGGGAGACUUUGAUAAGAUCUGGCGUGAGCACUGUGAGGAUGAAGAAACUCUGUGUGAAUAUGCUGUGGCAAUGAAGAACCUUGCAGAUAAUCACUGGGCAAAAACUUGUGAAGGGGAAGGCCGAAUUGAAUGGUGUUGCAGUGUAUGCCGAGAAUAUUUUCAGAAUGGUGGGAAAAGAAAAGCACUCGAGAAAGAUGAAAAAAGAGCACUUCUUGCUUCUAAGGCCACUCCAGCUUCAACUGUUCCCCAGGCUCCCAAGAUUGAAGAUCCCUUGCCAAAUGUUGGCUUGACAAAUCAUGAAGCUAUAACAGAAGAAUUGCUCCACUCCUUGGGGAAGAUCAGAUUACUUGAUGUUGGUAGCUGCUUUAAUCCAUUCCUGAAGUUUGAAGAAUUUCUGACAGUUGGCAUAGAUAUUGUUCCAGCUGUUGAGAGUGUAUACAAAUGUGACUUCUUAAAUCUCCAAAUUCAACAACCUCUCCAGCUGGCACAAGAUGCUAUAGAUGCCUUUCUUAAGCAACUGAAAAAUCCCAUUGAUUCUCUACCUGGAGAACUGUUCCAUGUUGUCGUUUUCUCGCUACUCCUUUCUUAUUUUCCAUCACCCUAUCAACGAUGGAUAUGCUGCAAGAAGGCACACGAACUUCUCGUAUUAAAUGGCUUAUUGCUUGUAAUAACUCCUGAUUCAUCUCAUCAGAAUCGCCGCGCUAUGAUGAUGAAAAGCUGGAAAAUUGCCAUAGAGUCCUUGGGUUUUAAGCGCUUCAAGUAUUCCAAGUUUUCUCACAUGCACCUGAUGGCAUUUAGGAAAACUUCCCUGCAAACAACAAGUGACUUAGUUAGCAGGAACUACCCAGGAAUGUUGUAUAUCCCACAGGAUUUCAACAGUAUAGAGGACGAGGAGUAUUCCAACGCUUCCUGUUAUGUUCGGUCAGAUACAGAAGAUGAACAGCUAGCUUACAGUUUUAUGGAACUACCUGAUGCUCCUUAUGACUCAGACUCUGGAGAAAGCCAGUCUAGUUCAAUUCCUUUCUAUGAGCUAGAAGAUCCUAUAUUGCUUCUAAGUUAAUGUAGUCGUUGAAAUGCCCUUUCAGUCAAACCUCUUGCUUAACUAAUUUUGCUAUACUAACAUGGGCUCAACACAAAAAUGGUUUGCAUAAAGAAAAUGCAAAGGUUUACAGAGUUUGCUAUUUUUUUCUACUUUUGAAUUUUAAAAUUUAUUCUUGUAUGAAAGUGAAAAAAUACAAGUUUUAUGCAAAUGACUCAUGUCAUAGCAUAAAUUGCUGUUACUUUCUUUAGAUUUGUAUCACUAAUUUUUUUCCAGAAAGGUACCAUUCUUUUCUUUAGUGCUGUGAAGUGUGAAUUCUAUUUAAUUUGCUAAAUGUUGUUUCAAUAUUUUAACUCAAUGUGGUUGAGCUUAAGGCACUGGAGUUAGUGGGCUUCUGAGAAGUAUAUGUAGGAAGAAAUAAUUUGCACUUUAAUUAAAUGUGCAGAUAGGUUAAGACACAUGGUUACACAUGUCCCUUCUUAAUUAUGGAACAAAGCUUUUUUUCCAAAAUUUGUUUCACUCUGGUUAAGCCUGGGCUGGAGGAACUAUAAUGCUUGCACAUUCGAUUUUAUGUUCAUUGCAGCCCUCUUGAGAUAACACCAAAACACUGGAAUAUAUUCAUCCCUUGCUAUACAUACGAUGUAAUUUCAUUGCAUAAAUGGUAGUUAGACAUGAGAUUUCUGAAGAGGUUAUCCCCCCCCAGAGAAGUGUGGUACGUCUAGACAAUUAUGUUUCACUUCAGAUCUGGAACAUGGUUUUGCAAUUUUGAGUGUACAAGCACUAACAUAUAUCAGUAUUUCCCCAGUUAUGGUGUUCUGUAUUCUCUUCAAACUCUGUUGUUUGGGGUUGUUUUGGGGGGAGAGGGUGGGGGGGGGGGGAAGGGGGGAGAAAUGGGGACGGACAGGGUAGAUUUUGUCAUGUUUUAAAGUAAAUUAUUUAUGCAUUUUAGAAACAAAAAAAUCUUCUUUAAUUGUCCUUAUUUGUAGACCUCCCAAGUUAUAUGGUAACUACAGGCCGAUUUUGUAAAAAGGAACAUAAUUAUACAAGUUUUUCAAGGAUACAUGUAUUUGCACAAAAGCAGUGUAUUCAGACCACCCAAGUGAAGUUAACAUACACUAUUUGUUUGCUUGUUUGGACCCAAACAUCUUUUGUUUAGUUAAAUAAAAACUCCAUAGCUCUCUGAAAACUGAUCUGCACUGUAAGGAGAUGGAACAGAAGUGAUUUACAUCUACUAAGUUUUUUUUAACUUGGGGAAUAAAUUGGUGAGGUUUUUGCCAGAAAAAAACCAAUAUGUUCACUGGUAAAAAUAGAGGAUUCAGUAUUAGUUUAGCUUAAAUUUCCCUCCAUUUAAAAAUAAUGGCCAGAAUUUUCAGAUUUGAAUGUUAGGCUGUUAAAUCUGUAAGUGCCUAAUAAUAAAUGAUUUGAACUAGGUGCCACAUCAUGGUUUUAAGACUGACUUCAGCAACAUGGUAGAAAAUACUAAUAUAUAGUUUCACAGGUGGUUGUGAUGAGAUAUACCUUACACCUUAUUAACCUACCCUGUCAUAUUUAUAAUACAGAAGUUACCAGAAAUUAAAUUUAUUCCUUACAUUGAAGUUUUGCACUGAAAAUGUCACAGUUUGACCUACCUGUUUUUCUUUUAUACCAUUUCCUACAAAGAGUCAUCCCACAUUGGUCCAGCUUACACUCAAACAUGAUCUGGACCGCAAUGCUUUAUUUAACAUAAGCUUUUUGUGUCUCAAAUUUAAAGCAUCCCCAAAUACCUGACUCAGAUUUGUUAUUCAAUCUGAAUGAUAUAGUCGUAUACAAACCAAACAAUUGUAUUCUGAUGUGUAAACAAAAAAUAAUAUUAGACAUACAAGCAUCAUGGUUGGUUUUAAUUUUUUUUUACAGAGAAUACUUAUCUAAUGAAAUACACAACGGUUUCAAAAUUGGCUGUAAGUCAGUAUAUGCAUCUAAUGCUUUACCACUUUCACUAAAAUGUUUGUUGUUCAAAGACUGACUUUUUCCCAGUUAACCACUGACUCCAGCAGUACUUACGUUAAAGCUAAAAUAUCGGUGCUAUAAAUUGUUUAUGGAAACUUAAUCUGUGUAUACUUCAAAGUGUACCUGACAUUUUAACUGAUACAACUUUUUUUUAAAAAGGAGUAUACCAGCUAACAGCUAUGUUAGCAUUGGUUCAUGUAAAUUGGUUUGAUUAAUGCAAAAAAGAAAUUCAGACCAAGAUUUAUCCCCCCAAAAAUAAUUUAAAAUUAACAUUUUAAAUUUAAGCCUUUUUGGCAGGUUGCUGACACCACUGUAUUUGUGGUUUAAGGACCUGAGAUUCAUAACAGCUUGAUUUUCUUGCUGCCUUUUUUUGAAAAAACAAAAAAAAAAAAAAAAAAUCAAGGGACAGUAGAUUGUAGUAUAGAAGGAAGAUGGGAUUUACACAAAUGCUUAUACUUCCCUGACCAAUUAAGUGGUGAUAUCAGGAGUUGCUGGUGCAAGAAAAAUUUCUAGAUUAUGAAAUAUUUGAAAAUUAUUAUAACUGUGCAAGAGACCUCUUGUUCUUAAGGUGCUGGAGAGGAAAAAAAAUGUGUAUUUGCAUUUCUGUUGUCUUUAUGUCACUACUUUUGUGAACAAAGCACAUUUAUUAAAAAAAAAAAAAAAAAAACU
Messenger RNA from Tyto alba (common barn owl), 3937 nucleotides. RefSeq names its product base methyltransferase of 25S rRNA 2 homolog (gene BMT2). The record is from RefSeq and is a predicted model, not a curated record. The coding region runs from base 62 to 1303 and encodes 413 amino acids. The transcript has 5 exons. Gene Ontology annotation, biological process: negative regulation of TORC1 signaling. NCBI's taxonomy places the organism in Eukaryota, Metazoa, Chordata, Aves, Strigiformes, Tytonidae.